AUGCCUAUAAAGAGCGAGCAGCCAAACACCUGCUGCAUCCAGCAUCCAGAUUCCAGCAUCCAGAUUCCUGUUCAACAGGGUGCAACUGAUGAAGGAGAUGAUGGAGACUCAUCUCAGGACGUCUCUGAAGUCAUUGCAAGAGCAAAUGCUGGCACAACAACGAGGCUGAUUUAUGAUGACAUUGCCCCAAAUAUGAAAAGGAACGCUGUCCCCUGCACUGCUAUAGGCUGCAAGUGGCGUAAAAGUGGAUACUAUGUAACAGUCCCUUACACCAUCUCCUCUGAAUACUCCACAAACGAGCGCAACUUCAUCAUCAGUACUCUGAAGUCCUUCCACAGGUCCACUUGUGUUCGCUUUCAGAUGAGGAACUCGUGGCAUCGCGAUUACAUACACUUCUUCUCUGGAUCUGGGUGCUGGUCCUACCUUGGCCGUCAGGGAGGACAACAGGAUGUCUCCCUGAGGAGAAACGGCUGUCUGUACACGAGCACGGUGCAGCACGAGGUUCUCCACGCUCUCGGCUUCCACCACGAGCAAGUCCGCUCCGACAGAGACAGAUAUGUCAACAUCCUCACCCAGAACAUCCAGUCAGGAAAGGAAUCCAACUUCAGGAAGUUGGGGACCAACAACCUGGGAACUCCCUAUGACUUCAACUCCGUCAUGCAUUACAGCAAGUACGCCUUCUCUAAAAAUGACCAACCCACCAUCGUUGCCAAGAGCAACCCAAACCUUAACUUCGGACAUGCCAGGACGUUGAGCGCCAAUGACAUUGCCCGUGUCAACAGGCUGUACAACUGCUGAGUUUCUAAAAAAGGACUCUUCUACCAAGUCAUACGAAGCGUAAUGACAAAAGGAAAGGGUCGGCUUCCAGUUUCUUCCACUCUCGGCUCGUCAUGAUUACACAAGCAGCCAACAUCUGUUUUUC
Molecule: messenger RNA, 922 nt
Organism: Scomber scombrus (Atlantic mackerel)
Lineage: Eukaryota; Metazoa; Chordata; Actinopteri; Scombriformes; Scombridae
Product: high choriolytic enzyme 1-like
Exons: 9
Coding region: 1-798 (265 amino acids)
Biological process (GO): proteolysis
Molecular function (GO): zinc ion binding; metalloendopeptidase activity
Source: RefSeq, a predicted model, not a curated record